This is a messenger RNA of Ambispora leptoticha, 280 nucleotides long. The record is from the annotation of a GenBank genome assembly. NCBI's taxonomy places the organism in Eukaryota, Fungi, Glomeromycota, Glomeromycetes, Archaeosporales, Ambisporaceae.
GAAUUGCAAGAAAUAGAGCGAGAUUCACCAUCAUUUUGUAGUGCUGGCCCGAUUGGUGAGGAUCUAUAUCAAUGGCAAGCCACGCUUUUGGGACCUGAUGAUGGCCCAUACGCUGGCGGUGCAUUCACUCUUAAUAUCCAAUUUCCAACAGAUUAUCCGUUCAAACCACCUAAAGUAAAUUUUACAACUAAAAUUUACCAUCCGAAUAUUAAUAAUAAUGGUGACAUAUGUUUAGAUAUUCUAAAAGAUCAAUGGUCACCCAGUUAUAAUAUCGUUAAAG